This is a messenger RNA of Psilocybe cubensis, 1458 nucleotides long. RefSeq lists its product as uncharacterized. The coding region runs from base 1 to 1458 and encodes 485 amino acids. The record is from RefSeq and is a predicted model, not a curated record. The transcript has 10 exons. Gene Ontology annotation, molecular function: O-methyltransferase activity. Lineage: Eukaryota; Fungi; Basidiomycota; Agaricomycetes; Agaricales; Agrocybaceae.
AUGCCCUCAACUCUAUCCUCACUUGCUGUUCUGAUCAAUCGCUCUAUCAUCACACUGGAAAAAGCAUGCUCUGAGAGCAAGUUACCAUUCCCUAGCUUCGAUGAACCUUUUACCCCAGCUUCUGAGGCCUUCAGGGCGAAUCCAGAAGCCGAGGAGGCGGCAAAGGUGAUUGCAGCAGCGGCUCACCAGCUUAUGAUGAUGGUUUUGCCACCAUCUGUCGCACUGUAUACUGCUGUCUCUGGUGAAUAUAAAUCAGCUGCACUUCGGGUCUGUCUGGAAGCCAAUGUCACAGAAAUAUUGCGUGAAGGUGGAAAAGAGGGAAUGCAUGUCAAGGAGAUUGCGGAGAGGACCAAGGUUAACCACAAAAAACUUGCUCGAUGCUUGAGAUACCUGGCCACACAUCAUGUUUACAAGGAGGUUUCUCCAGACGUCUUUACCAACAAUCGUGUAUCUUCUAUGAUGGACACUGGGAAGGCUGUAGAUGACCUCAUAGCUAGACCUGAAGAAAAACAUGAAAAUACCCCAGGUUUGGCUGCGAUUGCCAGCCAUCAUCUUGACGAGGUAUACAAGGCAGCAGGAUACCUUUGGGAGUCUAUGUCCGACCCUGCCACCGCCCACUCGUUCGAAUCAAAUGAAACGCCAUUUAAUUUAGGUUUAAAUGUCAAAACAUCAUUCUGGGAAACAAUUGCACUGCCAGAGCCGAUUUGGCAAUUCCGUCAACGCAGGUUCCAUAUCGGAAUGAAAGGAAUAGCGGGACUAGAAUCGGCAGACGCCAUUUUAAAAGCCUUUGAUUGGCGAUCUUUACCUAAAGAGUCAGUUGUGGUGGACGUUGGUGGUGGAAUUGGUGGUUCUUCUUUGGUAUUGGCAAAAAACCUCCCGGACAUCAAAAUUGUGGUACAAGAUAAACCCACUGUUCUUGCCGAGGGAGCCACUGCGCUCUGGGAAAGGGAAAUGCCGGAAGCCCUUGCAUCUGGCCGUGUCACCUUGCAAGCCCAUGACUUCUUUACUCCCCAACCUAUAAAGAAUGCAUCGGUCUUCUUUCUUAAACAAGUUAUACAUGACUGGCCCGACCCAUACGCAACCAAAAUCUUGUCCGAACUGAGGAAAGCGGCACGACCAGAUACAAGACUGAUUAUCGUGGAUAGCGCCAUACCCUUUGCUUGCCAUGAUCCAAGCGGUGACAAAGGGAAGGGUGUCAUCGGAGCCGUACCUAAAGAGGCGCCGGAGCCUCUUUUGGCAAAUUACGGAGUCGCCAAUGAGCUGACUUACGCUGCUGACGUGACGAUGCUCAUUGUUACUAACGCGCAAGAGCGGACCGUCAAGCAUCUAGGAGAAUUGUUGCAAAGUACUGGUUGGCGAAUGACGAAGAUUGUCCGUGAUCACGAAACCGGCAGCUUUAUGCAACCGGUCGAAGCGGUCCCAAUGGUCAAAAUACCAGUCGGAGAUACUGCAGAAUAA